UCUUAUUCCCUAGGCAAUGGGCAUGGCUUCCUCCAUGAGAUCUCUCAAGUCACCAACAACGAUUGAGCUGACCCUACUUCUCCUCUUAUCUCUGCAUUUCUCCCUAAUCAGGGCCCAAGGAGUAGGAGGCGCUCCAAGCGUUGAUGAUCUGCACUCCAGAGCUCUGAUCCUAACAAAAGUAUGGUGUCUCAUUAUCCUAUUGGUGAGCACUUUUGCCGGUGGAAUCUCCCCUUAUUUCUUCCGAUGGAAUGAAAGCUUCCUUCUGAUGGGCACUCAGUUCGCCGGCGGUGUUUUCCUGGGUACGUCGCUUAUGCAUUUCUUGAGCGAUUCCAGCGCCACCUUUGGAGGUCUCACCACCAACACCUACCCUUUUGCAUUCAUGCUGGCCUCAGCCGGUUAUCUCCUCACCAUGUUUGCCGACUGCGUCAUAACCUUCGUCGUCAACAACAACGGAGCUGCUACAAAUAUGGAUAAAGUGGAGGUCGUAGAAGUGGAGGAAGGACGUAGUACUGGAAGAGUUAUAGGAAAAGAGAUCAUCGCCACCUCCGUGGAGAACAUCAACCCGGUUUUUGUCAGGACAUCUUCAUUUGGGGAUUCCUUGUUGCUCAUCCUAGCCCUUUGCUUUCACUCUGUGUUUGAAGGCAUAGCCGUUGGUGUUGCUGGCACUGAAGCAGAUGCAUGGAGAAACUUGUGGACAAUAUCACUGCACAAAAUAUUUGCAGCCAUUGCCAUGGGAAUUGCAUUGCUGCGUAUGAUGCCAAAGAGGCCAUUUCUACUUACUGCUGCUUAUUCUUUCGCUUUCGCUUUUUCAAGCCCUGUUGGAGUUGGAAUCGGCAUCGCCAUUGAUGCCACCACACAAGGAGCAGUGGCAGAUUGGAUCUAUGCUAUCACCAUGGGUAUCGCCACUGGUGUUUUCAUCUAUGUUGCCCUCCACCACCUUAUAGCCAAAGGGUUUAAACCACUAGAGCACAGCUACUUUGACACCCCUUUCUUCAAAUUUCUCUCUGUGCUUCUUGGGGUGGGAGUUAUAGCCGUUGUCAUGAUUUGGGACUAGUA
Molecule: messenger RNA, 1056 nt
Organism: Macadamia integrifolia
Lineage: Eukaryota; Viridiplantae; Streptophyta; Magnoliopsida; Proteales; Proteaceae
Product: zinc transporter 1-like
Exons: 2
Coding region: 17-1054 (345 amino acids)
Biological process (GO): zinc ion transmembrane transport
Cellular component (GO): membrane
Molecular function (GO): zinc ion transmembrane transporter activity
Source: RefSeq, a predicted model, not a curated record